This is a messenger RNA of Apis florea (little honeybee), 1428 nucleotides long. RefSeq names its product SWI/SNF related, matrix associated, actin dependent regulator of chromatin, subfamily b, member 1 (gene Snr1). The record is from RefSeq and is a predicted model, not a curated record. Gene Ontology annotation, cellular component: nuclear chromosome. NCBI's taxonomy places the organism in Eukaryota, Metazoa, Arthropoda, Insecta, Hymenoptera, Apidae. Gene Ontology annotation, biological process: chromatin remodeling.
AUAUAUAUAAAAAUUUUUAGUGAAAUACUGAUUAGUUUCUGAAAACAAACUGAGAUAUUAUAGAUCACCAAUCAUAAAAAAAAUAUUUUAUGUUAGGUUUACGACAAUGUUAAUAAAUCUGUGACAGAUGAAAAGUGUAAAAUAACCGGUCAAACAGUGAAAAAAUUAUUAACAUGGCUUUGCGUACAUAUGGUGAUAAACCUAUAAGUUUCCAAGUGGAAGAAAAUGGAGAAUAUUAUUGUAUUGGAUCUGAAGUAGGCAAUUAUUUACGCCUAUUUCGAGGAUCAUUAUAUAAACGUUAUCCUGGAAUGUUUAGAAGAUCUAUUACAAAUGAUGAACGAAAAAAAUUAGUAGAACUUGGUUUAAGUCAACAUGUACUUGCAUCCAGUGUAUCUCUUUUAAGAGCUAGUGAAGUAGAAGAUAUUAUUGAAGGCAAUGAUGAUAAAUAUAAAGCUGUAUCAGUACAUUCAACAGAACCUCCAGCUCCUAGAGAAGGAAAAUCAAAAAAAUCAAUGCCUUGGGUUCCUAGUUUACCAAAUAGUUCACAUUUGGAUGCUGUACCUCAAGCUACACCAAUUAAUCGUAAUAGAGUACAUAAUAAAAAAGUCAGAAUUCCUUUAUGUUUUGAUGACACAGAUCCAUCAGCAAAUUUGGAAAAUGCAGCUCAACAAGAAAUGUUAGUUCCAAUCCGUUUAGAUAUGGAAAUUGAAGGACAAAAAUUGAGGGAUACUUUUACAUGGAAUAAAAAUGAAAGUCUUAUAACUCCAGAACAAUUUGCUGAAGUAUUAUGUGAUGAUUUAGAUUUAAAUCCAUUAAGUUUUGUACCAGCUAUUGCACAAGCUAUAAGACAACAAAUAGAAGCUUUUCCACAAGAAACAAUAUUAGAAGAUCAAUGUGAUCAACGAGUUAUAAUUAAGUUAAAUAUACAUGUAGGCAAUACAUCUUUAGUAGAUCAAGUAGAAUGGGAUAUGUCUGAAAAAGAAAACAAUCCUGAAAAAUUUGCAAUGAAACUUUGUGCUGAAUUAGGACUUGGUGGUGAAUUUGUUACUGCUAUUGCUUAUAGUGUACGUGGACAAUUAUCAUGGCACCAAAGAACUUAUGCAUUUUCUGAAGCACCUUUACCUACAGUAGAAGUACCUUUCAGACCACCUUCAGAAGCUGAUCAAUGGGCACCAUUUUUAGAAACAUUAACAGAUGCAGAAAUGGAAAAGAAAAUACGCGAUCAAGAUCGAAAUACACGACGUAUGAGACGUUUAGCAAACACAACACCUGGAUGGUAAUAUGUAAAUUAAUAACAAAUUACAACAUAUAUUUGUAGAUUCAGAAGAUAUCCAUUUUUAUUAUUUUUAGAAUUUUUUAAACUUUGAAUAUAAUAAUAAAACUUUAUGUUAAAAUUUAAAUAAAAAAUAAAGUACAUUUUAAUACAAA